UGCCGUUUGUUUACACGCUAACAGGUUCCCUCGCGCUCAAGUGCAAAGUGGCUUAGCUCGGCGUUUUGCGGAUGUGAAAUGUGUUAUUUAUGGCUGGAAAGUCCAAAAGUGUAUUUAAAAAAAAAAAAAAAAAAAAAAAAAGAGGGGGGCAUCCGCUAAAGCUGUUUUUUGUCUGUUGUGGUUUGUUCGUGUGUGUGCGUGUGUGUGUGUGUGUGUGAUGGCGCACUCAGGCCCUGCGAGCUAGCGUUAGCUCGCUUGCUACUCCGUAAUUCUUUCCAUUUAACUCCAGGUUUGCCAUCUUUAAAUGUCACUACUUCCUUGUUUUGUCGCUGGCUAAAACAAAGCAAAAACAACAACAAACAUCAGCUGAGUUACAUAACGGUUUGUUGUUAUGUAAAUAAUUAUUGUUAAAUGCGUUGUGGUUGACGUUGAUAUUUACGAACCGGCUGACCUAGUAAAUCGCCGCUUAAUUUUAACAUUUUUUAUUAUUUUUUGGGGGUUGGGGGUGGGGGGGGUAAUCGCAUUGUAGAAAACUGGCAGUGAAUGCUGCGUUUGUGCUCAAACUGGGAACAAAAGACGCAUGUAAAAUGCAAGACACGCCGCUUUUGUUGUGUCAGUUUGUGCAAGCGACGCUUGGCUCGGCACACAUGUGCCUGAAGAAAAAGCAACAGCCGUGAUUCAUAAGCGUUCUGUGGCCGACAUGGUGCUAUGGUGAAGAAUGCUUCUUGUUGUUGUUUUGGCUUCGUCGUCAAACCCGUUGUGGAACAAACCUGGGCGCGAUCCCAUUGGCUGAGAGGCUGUUGUCUCCGUGGCAACUACACCACGUGACUAAUCCGACACGCUGAUAGGCUGAUGAAGGUGUCACUCAACCAGUACCCGGAACACCAGGUCACUCGCUUCCCGGCGAUGAUUAUUGUGUAAGGAGUCACAGCAGCGGGAACCUUUUCGGGCCAAAACCAGUUUUUGCCGGCAUGGGGGGAGCCGUGAGCGCGGGGGAGGACAACGACGACCUGAUCGACAACCUGAAGGAGGCGCAGUACAUUCGCACAGAGAGAGUGGAGCAGGCUUUCCGAGCCAUCGACCGCGGCGACUACUAUCUGGACGGCUACCGGGACAACGCUUACAAAGACCUGGCGUGGAAACACGGCAACAUCCACCUGUCGGCACCGUGCAUUUACUCCGAGGUGAUGGAGGCGCUCAAGUUGCAGCCGGGUCUUUCCUUCCUCAACCUGGGCAGCGGGACUGGAUACCUGAGCACCAUGGUGGGCCUCAUCAUCGGUCCGUUUGGUGUGAACCACGGUGUAGAGCUCCACAAGGACGUGGUCGACUACGCCAGGGACAAACUGGACAGUUUCAUAAAGACCAGCGACAGCUUCGAUAAGUUUGAGUUUUGUGAGCCCGUCUUUGUGUUGGGAGAUUGCCUGGAAAUCUCCACAGACAGCCACCAAUAUGAUCGCAUUUACUGCGGGGCCGGGGUGCAGAAAAUCCAUGAAUAUUACAUGAAAGUACUACUCAAAGUGGGGGGCAUCCUGGUGCUGCCAAUCGAGGAUCAGCUGACCCAGAUCACCAGGACGGGCCAGUGCACGUGGGACAGCAAAAACAUCUUGGCCGUAUCCUUUGCGCCGGUGGUCCAGCAGAGCAGGGCUGACGGCGACAAGCCGGACAGUGUCCAGUUGCCUCCAGUGAUCGUGCGCACCCUCCAGGACCUGUGCCGCAUCUACAUCCGCCGCACCCUCCGCGAGCUGGCGGGCGGCGGCGAGGACGACGGCGGCCAGGCCCGGCGCGUGUCGCAGAAGCGCAAGUGGCGGAAUUGCCGGCGGCGCCGUAUCAACACGUACGUCUUCGUGGGCAACCAGCUCAUCCCGCAGAUGGUGGAGAGCGAGGAGGAGCACGGCGACGAGGAGCACAAGGACGCCGAGGAGGAGGAGGAGGAGGAGGAGGAGGACAAGGAGGAGCGGGACCUCGGCAGCAUCGAGAUCCUCAAGCAGGCCAACGUGCUUAGAGACCAGAUCAUGGCUCUGCCCCUGCCCGAGUCCCUCAAGGAAUAUUUAGUCUACUACAGGAAGAAGUGACAAAACUAAGGUGCACAUGUAGCAUUAUUUCCACACUAUCUUGAUGGCAGAACUCGAUGUCACAGAUCACACUGGAUAAUAAUGUUGACAUUCUCGUUUGUAUAUGUUGCUUUCCUUUUGAUUUUGUUUUGUAUAUAGAACAUACACACGAUGAAAAUGAGCCAAAUUAAGUGUACACUGGAACCCCCAAAGUGGAACGCAAUACCUUUUGAGAAGCUGGUUUACUUCCAAAUCCUUUUCAAUGAAACAAUUGUUCACAUUGAAGUGAACUAAUCCCUUCCCAGGUCAAACUGUCACCAUUGUAAAAAACUGUGUAACUGUACAGGCAAUGUUUAAGUAGCAUUAACAUUAUUGAAAACUCUUAUUAAAUGCAUUUAUUUAAAUUAACAUACCUGUGUUAGUAAAAUAAAUCUAAAAUUAGGUAUGCAGCACAGCCCAUCUACCUCACAAUUUUGAGGUUCAGGGUUCGGAUCACUGCUCCAGCCUCCCCGUGUGUCAAGUUUCAUGGGUACUCCGGCUUCCUCCCACAUUCCGAAAAGUAGGUACAGUAUGUUGGGUCCAUUGAAGAUUCUGAGCUCUAUUUGUGUGAAUAGCGCAAAUCCAGCGGUGCGCUUGGCGUAACUACGAAGAGGUGGGCUAUUGGUAAUCUGGUGGACCGGCGUGUACGCCACAUUUAAAUGCGGGACGGCUGUGCUGGUGUGCGCAUCACCGCGGCAGAUUUCAACCCUGUCCAAUCGAAGCGCUUUCUUUCACGCCCUUUAAAAGCUUAGUUUGGCAAGGAGAUGUCUAUAUGCAGAAGAGGACCGCAAUCUGUGCGUGACUGGAGCAUUGAACGUUAACGGGUACCCCUGUUAAAUACAGAAUGACCUGCGAUUGACUGCUGACCUGUCCAAGGUGUACCCCACCUCUUGCCCAAAUUCCAUCUCACCCGUGACCUAAUGAGGAUAAGCGGUAUAGAAAAUUGAUGAAUUUUUGGGAAUUGUGUCAUGUGAAGUUAUCCAUUCCUGCGUAAAACUGGCACUGUCGUAAAAAUCCUAACUGUACAGGCAAUGUUGUAAGUAGCAUUAACAUUCUUUACAAGUGUUAAAGUAUUAAAUACAUGUAUCUAACUUUGAAUCAAAUAAGAUUAAAGUAAAACGACUCACCCUUGAGAAUAAGUAAUAGAGAUGGAAAAGGAGUUCAGUUUUUUAGAAGGGUUGCUUUCGUAAUGUUACCAUUUGCUUGGCUACAAAUGAGAUCAGGUCAAACUGUUGCUGUCAUAAAAAAACACAAUAAUAACUGUACGGGCAAUGUUUUAAGUGACAUUGAGAAGUGUAAACAACCAUUGCAUUCAACAGAAUUCAAGGCGUAUGCAAGGAAAUACUGUCACCUAGUGGCCUAUUAUAGUAUGACGUUAAUGAUGGCAUCAAGUUGGUAACAAUUGAGUAUGUAGUUGGAAAUAAUGUAGAGGUGAAUGAAAUAUUCCCAUUACCAUUAUUAACUGUUGAGGCAAAGUUUGAAGUCACAUUAAAGAGAUGUGAAUUGUAAUGAAACUAAAAGUAAAAUUACUCAUGUGAUGCUGGAAUUCAGCAGCGAGUGUAUAACAAACGUAUUUAUAUUAUGAUCUGCUAGGUGAAAUUAACUAGUGUGCGCAAUUCACAUUCAAUAGCAUUAUGGCAGUAAGUUUGGUUUUCUGUUAAUCAGUGUUGCGUCGGCACAAACCCCCCCCCCCCCCCCCCCCCCCCCAAAAAAACCCAGAGAACAUUUCCAUGAGAUUUUGUUGCGAGAAAAAAAUUCCAAUUGUCCCGCACGUCUUGACUUUCCACUUUGGAGGUUCUGCUGUACAUUAAUUAUGAGUAAAUCAUUGUGUCAUGUUCAUGAAUAAGAGGAGACUUGAUGGAAUUUUCUACCUAAGAGGUGUCAUAACCUUUUUUACUACGGGGACACCUUUUAAAGCGACCUUUUCUAACAGGAGCGCUGACUUGACAUGAUGUGGUAUUUGUCGGAGCGGGAGGAGCAAAGACCCUCCCGUGGAGUUAUUAAUGCAUGCAAACACUCUUAUCUGAUGAAUCUGAUUGAUUCAGUCACGCCAAUCAAUUGAGACUAAUCUGAGGUGAUUUUAGCUUUUGUAUUGAAAGCAGUGCAAAUUUCAAAGCCUUUUUGUAUAACGAAGCACCUUAUUGUGGUUUGGGGUGAGGUGGGUGGGGGCGGCGACAUCAUUUUUACUGCAGACUUGUAAAACGAAAUGAAACGUUCUGAUAAAAGUAUGAUUUUUCUGCACAUCUUAUAUAGCAAUGGCGUUUUUCAAGUGCCAACAUCACACGUAGGAGACGACAUUCCACGUUUCAUUUUUCCCACGUGUACUCGGGACUUUUACCUUCAUCUUUGAAUAUGUCAUUUAGUGUUUUGUUUUUUUUUAAGCUGAAAUGAAAAGUAUAUAAAUAUAAGUCUAUGGAUAUAGUCGAUACAGUUUCAUUUGGGGUUUGUUGUAGCACCUUCUUGCUGUACUGUAACUUGACACUGGCAACUUUGUACACCAAAACUCCACUGCUGUCUGGUAAAUAGAUGAAUAUAUAUCAUUUUCAUAAAUGACAAAUAUUCUUUGAGGGGUGAAAAAAAAUUCACUUUGUGUGUGAUGAUGAGGUGAUUUCCCCUCCCCCCCAACCCCCCACACACUGUUUCAUUUUUCAACAUUCGCUGGAAAGCUUAUAAAGUGAGCAAUAAUUUAUCAUCGAUUUACAAAAAAAAAAAACAAAAAAAAAAAGUUUGCAUUGCACCGCUUGAAACUCAUGACCCAUUAUGGACACAUUUAAGGCGAUACUUGAACCUCCAAAGUCCAACACAGUCCGUACUGUGACACUGGUUGACUUAUGCGCUAUUUAUGAUAAAAAUAAAAUAAAGAAAAAAACCACUCUGAAGGCGCAUAACAAACGUGUAACGGAGAGGGAACGGGAACGUGUGAUACUGUCACCAAGUGGUGUUUAUAUCGAUUGCUGGAAUAAACAACGCUGAACAGUGCAACCUUGCGUAUUUACAGUGGGAAAUUCACAUAUUCCUGUCCUUCAUAAUUUGUUGAAGACCUAUUUGAUGUGUUUUGUUCAAGGCAAAGCAAACGUAUUGGUUUACCGCCAUCUUGUGGCAUUUAUGUGCUAAGGAACUAGGUUGAACGGAGUUGAGGAGCUUCAUUGAGACACAAGUAGUGCUUUGUCGCCGUCAAAACCAAAAUAAUGUUACUACAUUUGCAGAGCAGCACUGUGACCUCGUGGCGCGGUGAGCGACUGGUUAGAGCGUCUGGCUCACAGUUCUGAGGACCGGGGUUCAAUCCCCGGCCCCGCCUGUGUGGAGUUUGUGUGUUCUCCCCGUGCCAGCGUGGGUUUUCUCCGGGCACUCCUGUUUCCUCCCACAUCCCAAAAACAUGCAUGGUAGGUUAAUUGACAACUCUAAAUUGCCCGUAGGUGUGAAUGUGAAUGUGAGUGCGAAUGGUUGUUUGUUUGUAUGUGCCCUGCGAUUGGCUGUUUGUUUGUAUGUGCCCUGCGAUUGGCUGGAUUGUACCCCGCCUCCUGCCCGAUGAUGGGUGGCAGAGGCUUCAGCACGCCCGCAACCCUAGUGAGGAGAAGCAGCUCAGAAAACGGAUGGAUGGAUACUGUGACGUAACAGAGGAGACAGGAAGGUCACCUAGUGACGUUUUUAUUGUAAGAAUUUUAAUGGCCUUUUAUAGCUAUUGCUGCAAUGAAUAUGUAAUUAAAACUAAAAUGGAAAAAAAAUACUCUCUGAAGACACCUUGAUUCCCUAGUAAAACGAUAAUGUAAUCGGGGCCGAGCCCUGCAGAAAAUAGCGAUAAAAAAACAAACAAUUGACACCCCCGAAAAAUGGUUUAUUAUUGUCUAUAUUACUAGUUUAAAACUGUAAAUAAAACACAAAAUAAAAUAGUGUAACACACUUUAAUAUCCUUUCAAACUCAUCUGACACCAUUACCCUUGUAAAUAAAAGGUUUAGAGUUUUGAUUUUGAAAAAUUACACUGCAAAGUGCAUGUAUACACACACACACGACUUUCUGUAACAACCCCAACUAAACCUAGCCCCUCCCCGACAUCCAAAGCUUGUUUCACUGGAGAUGGGUCACCUCAGCAUACUUCUUUGACACCAAUUCGUGCCAUUUAGCCAGGCUUUCGGCUCAAUCUUGUGGCAUGUUAGGGGAUUUCAGCAAGAGCACAACAAACGCAAAUAUAAAUCGGCGGAUUUAUGAACAUGUAAUUGAUAUCGAAUGAAUUGUACUGCCCAAAAUGGACUGAGCAACAGGCGUCAUUUCCAUCACGAUUACUCUUCGAAAACACUCGUACCGCAAAAAAGACAAAAGAAAAAGCAAAACAGACUUGUGGAGUCAGCGGUGUAACAUUUCACAAGAGCUGAUGUCGUGUGGGUGGUGUAACGUUUCACAAGAGCUGAUGUCGUGUGACAAUGAAGUUCAGAGGCACGUUUUUGUUCGACUUUGGAGAUUCCACGGUAUCGUGAAACCAUUGAUUCGCCAGUAUUUUUAUGUCAUUUCUAGCUGGACGCAGAGCCAAAAUGCAUCGACUUAUCGGAGGGUGGCGCGCGUGAUUCAUCACUGACGGCGUGCAGGUCGUUAAGAAAAUGUGUUGUUUCUCUCUGUGGAUGUUUGGCACCAGAAUAAAGGUCACAAUCACAA
Messenger RNA from Phycodurus eques (leafy seadragon), 6738 nucleotides. RefSeq names its product protein-L-isoaspartate (D-aspartate) O-methyltransferase domain containing 1 (gene pcmtd1). Gene Ontology annotation, cellular component: cytoplasm. Gene Ontology annotation, molecular function: protein-L-isoaspartate (D-aspartate) O-methyltransferase activity. The coding region runs from base 972 to 2072 and encodes 366 amino acids. Gene Ontology annotation, biological process: protein modification process. Lineage: Eukaryota; Metazoa; Chordata; Actinopteri; Syngnathiformes; Syngnathidae. The record is from RefSeq and is a predicted model, not a curated record. The transcript has 6 exons.